Molecule: messenger RNA, 1815 nt
Organism: Trifolium pratense (red clover)
Lineage: Eukaryota; Viridiplantae; Streptophyta; Magnoliopsida; Fabales; Fabaceae
Product: probable trehalose-phosphate phosphatase F
Exons: 14
Coding region: 420-1610 (396 amino acids)
Biological process (GO): trehalose biosynthetic process
Molecular function (GO): trehalose-phosphatase activity
Source: RefSeq, a predicted model, not a curated record
CUCUCUUUCUUUCUUUUCAUCAAAUCUCUCUCUCUUUUCUCGUCUUCAUUCAUUCAAUUUCAAGCACUGUGUUUUCCUCGCCGCUGAAACAAACAACAUAGGUAGCUGAUAAAUCAGGUGCUGUAAUUAUUACUCUGAACUCAGAAGAAUUAGACAAUUAAUUUGAUCUCAUGGUACAAAAUGCAAUGCAAUAUAUGAGAAGGGAAACUCGCGCUUGAUGGACUGCUCACACAAUAGAAGUGACAAUAAAACAUUAAAGCGUUGGUUCUUUAUUGACAAAAGAGUUGGUUAAGCUAAAUAUUCGUAUAAAUCGGUUCGGUUCAGUUGUGACAAAUUCAUCAUAAUAUUGAACACAAACCAUUUUUUUUGCUUUUGUUAAUACAUAGUUACAUACCUUUUAAGUAGUUUAGUUAGGUGAAAUGGAUUUGAAGCCUUCUCAUGUUUCGCCAAUUCUUACUGAUCCUGUUCCUGCCAACAAGUCAAGGCUUGGAAUCCAUUCUAGUUUGUUAGCUUAUUCGCAACAAGAGUCACCAUUAUCAAGUCCAGGGAAGUAUACAAAAUCAAAUUCAAAGAAAAAUAUGGGAAAUCUUGAUGAUGUUAGGUCUAAUGGCUGGUUGGAUGCUAUGAAGGCAUCUUCGCCUCCAAGAAAGAAGUCGGCACAUAAAGGUUCGAGUGCUCAGGUUGCUUCAUUUGACUAUGACGUUGAAGAUUAUAAUUUAUGGAUGCUGGGAUAUCCGUCAGCACUAGACGCUUUUGAGAAAAUCGUUGAUCGCGCAAAGGAUAAGAAGAUUGCAAUGUUUCUAGAUUAUGAUGGCACUCUUUCACCUAUAGUAGAAGAUCCUGAUUGUGCUUUUAUGUCUGAACCUAUGCGAACAACGGUGCAAAAUGUGGCGAAGUAUUUCCCUACAGCAAUAAUUAGUGGAAGAAGUCGUGACAAGGUUUUUGAUUUAGUUAAACUAACAGAACUCUACUAUGCCGGUAGUCAUGGGAUGGACAUUAUCGGCCCUGUUAGUGACACUUUGUCCGUAAACCAUCCAAAUUGUAUCAAGUCUACUGACCAACAGGGAAAGGAGAUUACUCUCUUUCAACCGGCAAGAGAAUUCCUUCCUAUGAUUGAUGAGGUUUUUAAAACCCUCAUUGAGAUUACUAAAGAUAUAGAAGGCGCAAAAGUUGAAAAUCACAAGUUUUGCGUUUCUGUACAUUACCGUAAUGUAGAAGAGAAUAAUUGGACAACGAUAGGACAACGUGUCCAUGAUAUCAUAAAGAAUUAUCCUCGUUUACGCUCAACUCAUGGACGGAAGGUUUUAGAAAUCCGUCCUGUAAUUGACUGGAACAAAGGAAAAGCUGUUGAAUUUUUGCUUGAAUCUCUAGGGUUGACUGAUAGGAAUGAUGUGCUUCCCAUUUACAUUGGAGAUGAUAAAACUGAUGAAGAUGCAUUCAAGGUGCUGAGGGAGAGGAAUCGAGGUUAUGGGAUAUUGGUUUCAUCAGCGAGAAAAGAAAGCAAUGCAUUCUACUCUCUCCGAGACCCUAACGAGGUCAUGAAAUUUCUUCAACUCUUGGUGAAUUGGAAGAGGGACCAAGAAAAAGCAUGUGAAAUGAAUCUCAUAUAAUAACUAUAUUAUUCAUAUUGGUUUUUUGUAUUUGAUUAUUUCCUCCGCGGUUUCAUUUUUUCUAAUAAGAUUUUGAGCAAUUUUCUAAUAAAUUAAUCAUAAAUGAAAGCAAUUGGAUUAUAUGUGGAAUUUUGGGUUUUUGUUCAAUGUAACAUGAUAUUAUUUCUAUCCUUUUCUAAUGUGUUAAAUUUAUUUAUUUUUGACU